AUUGGUGCGCGACUGGGUCGAUGGCUGGGUAGCCUGCAUGUUGCCGGUAUCAACCUGGGCCCCGACGGAUGGAGCUCCCAUCAUAAUGAGCUGGACAAGUUCUACAUACCUGGUGGUCUGGCGGAAAAAGCCAUCAAAGGCGCCAUGAACGACGAAGAGUCGGAAAAGGUGCUAACAGCAAUGCGCGCACCCGCUCCUAUCCAUACGCUGACGCCUUGGGACUUUCGGCCUAUGAACAUCGUGGUACGUGUUCCCGAGGACAAGGGGGUGGUUUCGGAUCUUGCGGUCGUGGACUGGGAGUUAUGUCACUACGGUGAUCCCUCUAACGAUGUUCGCAUGUGGUUUGCUGAAGUUGUCAUACUGGAGGCAAAGUUUGGCAAUAGGGGCUUGCUCUCGUCGUUUUUGUCGGCAUAUAAGCAACGGGUCAGUAGUGCUGUCGUAGACGAAUCAUUUGUGUCCAGAGUUGCUCUGAGUGCCGGCAUCUAUAUGCUGUGGCUUAUUCCCAUCAACCCUCGGGUUUGGGAUUGCACAGAGGAAGAUGUGGAAUCUUGGAAGAGAACAAGCCUAGACUAUAUCAGGGCAGGCGCAAAUGAAGAUGUCGCCUGGCUGAGACAAAGCUGCUUGGGGCCUUUAUUGGCAUGA
Messenger RNA from Colletotrichum acutatum, 642 nucleotides. RefSeq lists its product as uncharacterized. The annotation marks the transcript as partial. Lineage: Eukaryota; Fungi; Ascomycota; Sordariomycetes; Glomerellales; Glomerellaceae. The transcript has a single exon. The record is from RefSeq and is a predicted model, not a curated record.